This is a messenger RNA of Carya illinoinensis, 3860 nucleotides long. Its product is annotated as disease resistance protein RPV1-like. The coding region runs from base 444 to 3335 and encodes 963 amino acids. Gene Ontology annotation, biological process: defense response; signal transduction. The transcript has 5 exons. Gene Ontology annotation, molecular function: ADP binding; ATP hydrolysis activity. Lineage: Eukaryota; Viridiplantae; Streptophyta; Magnoliopsida; Fagales; Juglandaceae. The record is from RefSeq and is a predicted model, not a curated record.
CCCCCCCCAAAAUAUAUACCUUGGAUCGUGACGUUGUCAAUCAGAGUCUUCCUCCGUUCGGUUUUGAGAGUAAACGCAAUUGGUCGGGAGAGGCAAUCAAACGCAACCGUCCGCCACAGAUUAUCGCCACCUCUGAUCUGUCUUACGCAGCCGCUGGUCAAAUAUCAUACAUAACAACCUGCUCACUGAUCUGCCUGUCACAGAUAUAGACACUUCCUAAGAAGAAAAGCCUCCAGGAAAUCUAGCAGACAACGGCAGUCGAGUCGAAACCCAAGUAAGACGUUACAGGUCUUUCAUUUUCAAAAGUUUGGUAACUUGGAAAGAUCGAUGGAGAAGCAGAUCAGAGACCCAUAACCCAUUCCAUGAAAUUCGAGAUACCAAAUAUAUAGAAACCCGAAUUUCAUAGACGUCCCCACCUUUCUUCUCACUUCUCACCACCAUCCAUGGAUCAGCACGAAGACAAUGGCCGAACCACCGCUGCGAGGAGAGGCAGCUUGGAGCGAAAGGUGAAGCCUGAAUUCGAAGACCGGAAGGCGGCCAAGGUUCUCGCUCUCGAACCCCGCGUGCAUCGCUCUCGAACCAAUCGUCAUUCCGUUGUGGAACUACCCAGAGAAGUCCACUCAAGUCCAGCCAUAACAAGCACGUCCUUUUCCAUGGCUUCUCAUCAAACUCUUCCUUCACCCUGCCCCAGUGUUUGCAAUUAUGAAGUCUUUCUAAGUUUUAGAGGUGAAGACACUCGCAAGAAUUUCACUGAUCACUUGUACUCUGCCUUAAGGCGAGUUGGAAUACAUACAUUUCGAGAUGAAGGAGAGCUCCGGAGGGGGGAGAACAUCUCUACCGAACUGCAGAACGCGAUUCAUGGAUCAAAAAUUUCCAUUGUGGUUUUGUCAAAAGGCUAUGCUGAUUCUAAGUGGUGCCUUAAUGAGCUUGUUGAGAUUAUGUACUGUGCAAAAAUCAGAGGCCAAACUCUUCUUCCCGUAUUUUAUCAUGUGGACCCCUCUGAUAUCCGAAAACAAACUGGAACUUUUGCAGAUGCGUUUGCUAGGCAUGAAGAGCUAUUUCAUAAUGAUAUGGAACGAGUGAAGGGGUGGAGAGAAGCACUUAGAGAAGCUUCUUCUCGUUCCGGCUGGGAUAUUAAGGAAGUGGCAAAUGGGUAUGAAUCAAGACUCAUAGACCAAAUUGUGAAAGAAGUUUCAAGUAAAUUGAAGCCAGCUGAGUAUUUGGAUGUUGCCAUUCAUCCAGUAGGAGUCAAUUCACGUGUUGAAGAGAUGAAAACUUUAUUAGAUCUCGAAAAAAGUGACGUUCGCAUUGUGGGCAUCUAUGGAAUGGGAGGGAUCGGUAAAACCACGAUAGCAAAAGCUGUCUAUAACCAAAUACGUUAUACAUUUGAAGGAAGCAGUUGUCUUUUCAAUAUCAAAGAAAAGUCUGAACAAUUCAAUGGCUUAGUUCAUUUGCAAAAACUUCUUCUUUUUGAUAUCUUGAAAAUGAAGAAAUUUAAGAUUGGCAGUGUUGAUAGAGGGAUAAGAUUGAUUCAAGAAAGAAUUCAAGGAAAAAGAGUUCUAGUUGUUCUUGAUGACGUGGAUGACUUGAAACAAAUAUAUGCCUUAGUUGGACAAUGCAGAUCAUGGCUUGGUCAAGGAAGUAGAGUCAUUAUAACAACUAGAAAUGAACAUUUGCUGACACAAGCACAAGUGAAUAAAAAGUAUGAGGUUAGAAAAAUGGAUGAGUUCGAAUCUCUUCAACUUUUCAGCUGGCAUGCCUUUGGAACGGCCCAUCCAAUAGAAGAUUACCUGGACCUUUCGGUUAGUGCCAUGAAUUAUGCUGGAGGACUUCCAUUAGCUCUUGAAGUUCUAGGUUGUUUUUUGUGUAGAAGAAGUGUCAUUGAAUGGGAAAGUGAAUUAAGAAUAUUACAGAAAAUGCCUCACAGCAAGAUUCAAAAAAUACUUAAAAGAAGCUUCGAUUCCCUAGAUGAUAUUAGAAAGAUCAUAUUCCUUGAUAUUGCAUGUUUCUUUGUCGGUGUAGGGGAAGAAUAUGUCAUUACAAUACUUGAUGGUUGUGGCUUCCCAUCCAUAAGCGGGAUUAACAUUCUUGUUCAAAGGGCCCUCCUGAGAAUUGACAAUCAAAAAUUGGUGAUGCAUGAUUUGAUUCGAGAUAUGGGAAGAGAAAUUGUUCGUGAAGAAUCGAAGCAAUAUCCAGGAAAGCGUAGUAGAUUGUGGUUUCACAAUGAUGUUUUGAGUGUAUUGCACAAACAUACGGGAUCGGAAGCAGUGCAGGGUCUCAAGCUGCAUGGACUAGAACAUCUGAAAACGGAAGCAUUUGCAAAUAUGCAGAAUUUGAGACUGCUACAAAUCGAUGGUGUACAUCUCACAGGAAGCUACAAAUAUCUUUCCAAAGAGCUAAUAUGGCUUUGUUGGCAAUUCUGCCCUCUGGAAUUUCUACCUCAAAAUUUUCAUCCAGAGAACCUUGUUGUUCUUGACAUGCGGUACAACAAUCUCAAACAAAUCUGGAAAGAGAACAGGAGAUUCAACAAUUUAAAAUUUCUUAAUCUCAGCUAUUCCAGAACUCUCAUAAAAUCGCCAGAUUUUUUACAAGUCCCACAUCUGGAGAUACUAUUACUUGAAGAUUGCAGAAACUUGGUUGAACUACAUGAGUCUAUUAAACAUCUGAAAGGGCUGGUCCAACUGAGUUUAAGAGACUGCAAGAAAGUUAGAAAUCUUCCAGAAAGCAUUUCUAACUUAAGAUCUCUUGAAAUUCUUAACUUGUCUGGCUGCUUAGAACUUGACAAGUUGCCAGAGAAAUUGGGGAAUUUGGCGACUUUAAAAAAGUUGCUUGCAGACAGAACUGCUAUCAAGCAAUUACCAUCCUCCUUUAAUCUUUUGAGGAAGCUCAAAGCCAUAUCAUUAUUUGGACAUGAAGGAACUUCUUUACAAUCUUGGUUGUCAUGCUUCUCACCGUGGAUUUCAUCACCAAAAUGCUUGAAUCCCAUGAAUUUGGUACGAGCUUCAGUUGUUGGAUUUUGUUCUUUGGGAAAACUAGUCCUCAAUAACUGCAACUUGCCUGAAGCUGAGAAUGCCAUUGAUCUCGGAGGUUUAUCUUCACUCCAAGAAUUGGAUCUAUCAAAAAACGAAUUUUGUAGGCUACCUCAAGGCAUCGGUCGCCUCUCUAAAUUAGGAAUGUUGCGUUUGGAAGAUUGUGCGUCCCUUCACUCAAUUUCAGAAUUCCCAGCAAAUUUACGGAUCCUGUUUGCAAAUGGUUGCUCAUCAAUGGAAAGGCUCUCAUUUUCACCAAGUUCACAAUUAUUUGGUCUUUCCCUCAAUGGCAGCAGUUUCUUGUGAACUCACAUGGCUCCGAUACUUACUACAAGAUUUAUGCAUUCUCAUCCCGGAGCCAGCCACCUUAUAUUGCGACAAUCAGGCUGCUCUCCAUAUUGCAGCCAACCCGGUAUUUCACGAACGAACAAAACACAUCGAACUCGACUGCCACCUUGUUCGCGACAAAAUCACAGCUGGUCAAAUAUCCCCUGCACAUAUCUCAUCUGCCCAUCAACUCGCAGACCUCCUCACCAAACCACUCCACUCUCCUACGUUCAACAAGUUACUAUCCAAGAUGGGAGUUAUCAAUAUUUACUCUCUAUCUUGCGGGGGGUAUCAAGCCUACAGUUGCUACCCAUGCAUACGGAUCCACCUGAUAUAAUACAGAGCACCAGCAUUACAUGAAUGUACAGUUUGUUAGGAUUGUUAGUAUGAUCUGUCACUUUAUUCUUUUAUUCGUUAUUCCAUAUUUGUCGUAUAUAUAGCAGCUCACGCUGUGCAUGUAAAGAUUCAUUCCGUAUGAAUACAAUUCCAUCAUUCAUUCUCGCC